Molecule: messenger RNA, 2178 nt
Organism: Westerdykella ornata
Lineage: Eukaryota; Fungi; Ascomycota; Dothideomycetes; Pleosporales; Sporormiaceae
Exons: 2
Coding region: 1-2178 (725 amino acids)
Source: RefSeq, a predicted model, not a curated record
AUGGGUGGUGAUGGCCAAGAGAUUGAGGUGGGCGAUCUUGUUGACGUUCCUGGGGGCAUGCAUGGAACUGUCAAGUUCAUUGGCAGUGUUCGGGGGAAGAAGGGUGUUUUCGCAGGGGUUGAGUUGAGCAGAGAGUUUGCUGCUCGCGGGAAGAACGAUGGCGAUGUGGAUGGAACCCAGUACUUCACUACAUCCACCCCUGGAUCCGGCAUAUUCUUACCAAUACAUCGCGCAAGGAAACGGAGCUCCAUGUCGUCCGAAGGAUACAGUCCGACUCCCACAACACCUUCUUAUCGGAACAACUUCAGCGUCUCCACCACAGAUAAGCCGAACUACAGCCCGGCGGAUACGCCCUCCAUGCCUAGAUUUGCCCAGUCAGUGGGGCCAGGUGCUCGAGCACCAAGUCCUACAUUCAAACCUACAAGCCGGCCAUCGAUACCACGCCCGGAGUCUCCAUAUCGCAAGCCAAGUCUGGCGCCUACCCCUGGAAGGAAUACAGGAAGGGCCACGCCGUCUGGACUAUCCAAGAGCAUGGUCGGUCCACCGAGGUAUACUAGUCCUGCUCCGAAAGGUCCCAGCUUUCAGAAACCGCGAACGCCGGGCCCGCCACGGCCGUACUCUCGCAAUAAUUCGCGGCUGGGUCACCAUGAUACCAUCGACGAGGAUGGGGAGAUUGCCCCCUUAGCAACUGCAAGAGGAAGUAACGGCUCAUUGUCGCCUAGUAAAAGUCGACGAACGACUUCAAACUCGGCCGAGGAGGAGAUAGAACGGCUCAAGAAAUUACUCGAAGAACGGGACAAGCAGUUGAGCGCACAAGCUGCAUCGUUGGCGGAUAUGGAGGCAGGACUGGCGGAGAUCCAGAACCUCAUGCCAGAUGAAUCUGGACGUUCACGCGGCAGCAUCGAUGAGCCCGCUGACGUUGCUCAGUUGCGGGCUCUCCUUCGCGAGAAGAAUGAGAAGAUUGCAAUGCUCACCGCAGAGUUCGAUAACCACCGUGCAGAUUUUCGUAACACCAUAGAUACGCUCGAGAUGGCUAGCACUGAGACUGAACGCGUCUAUGAGAGGAAGCUGGAAGAGUUACAAAACGAACUUCGAGAGCUCCAUGAACGAAGUGAGGAUGUCGAGAGCGUGGCAAUCCAACUAAAACAACUUGAAGAACUUGUCCAAGAGCUGGAAGAAGGACUUGAGGAUGCUAGAAGAGGGGAAGCAGAGGCACGAGGGGAAGUCGAGUUCCUGCGAGGGGAGGUCGAGCGGGGCCGGUCCGAGCUCCGGAGAGAAAGGGAGAAAGCAGCGGCAGCGUUGGAAGGCGCUGGCGCCAUGGUAAACGGUCCCAUGAGUCCUGGUCUGAGAGAGGUCGAACAGAGAGACGACGAGAUUCGUGGACUGAAAGCCAUUAUUCAUUCGUUAAGUUCUGGCCCCGAGGACCGUGGCCGGUCGCCCAUGCAUCUGGGAGGGCCAGCCGUCGACCUGGAGGAGCUGAAGGCUGUACGAGCUCAAGUCGAACGGCUGGAACGUGACAAGGAAGAGCUACGCGGGCUUGUUGAGCGUAAGGCGUACAGGGAAGAGGAGCUUGAGCGAGAAAUCGAGAAGUUGAGGAAGCAACUUGGGGAGCAGCGAGAGAGCAUCAUCAGCAACGGCAUGUCGGAGCGUACCAUCAUCGCAGACAACCACCCAUCUGAAAGAGAUUCCAAAGGAACCAUUGUCAGUUGGAGAGGAUCACCGCAGGCCAAGCGCUCCGAUGCUCGUUCGGCGCUGGAGCCCAUGAUGGAGUCCGAUGCUCACUCUUCCGCAGACGGCAGUGUGCUGUGGUGUGAGAUUUGCGAGACUGGCGGACAUGAUAUUCUCAACUGCUCGGCCAUGGGUAGCGACGCAGCAAUAAGGUCACAACCGCCUGGGAAACGUAUGGGCAAGGAGGCGGUAAUCGAGGGACUUCGCAACCUCUCCAUCAACUCGGAUCGUUCCCGCCCGCCGACCUUGACGCCCACAAAAUCGCCUGGCAAUGCACCAUCGGCGCCACCUCCGCCUCCAUUCAACCUGAAAGCCAGUCCCAACAGCCAGGGCAACUCCGGGCUUGUACCUCCAAAGGGCGGCGCCGUCGCUGAUCCGGACAAGUGGUGUGCUCUCUGUGAGAGUGAAGGCCAUGAUGUGACGGCCUGUCCGAAUGAAGAUGCAUUUUAG